Messenger RNA from Fusarium graminearum PH-1, 1128 nucleotides. RefSeq names its product pectin lyase B precursor. Bases 1 to 1128 code for a protein of 375 amino acids. The transcript has a single exon. Gene Ontology annotation, molecular function: pectate lyase activity. The record is from RefSeq and is a predicted model, not a curated record. Lineage: Eukaryota; Fungi; Ascomycota; Sordariomycetes; Hypocreales; Nectriaceae.
AUGCCUUCUCUCUUCAAGACCCUCUUCGCGGUCGCCGCUCUCCUCCCCUCAGCUUUCGCUGCUCUCCCUACCAAGGCCGAGGGUUUUGCUUCCAGCACAACCGGUGGUGGCAGUGCCGCCGCCGUCUACCCCAAGAACGCCCAGGAGCUCGUCAGCUACCUCGGCGACUCCCAGCCUCGCCGCAUCAUGCUCGACCGCACCAUCAGCUUCCUCGGCACCGAGGGCACAGCCUCAGAGACCGGUUGUGCUCCCUGGGGAACUGGCUCCCAGUGCCAGCUCGCCAUCAACCAGAACGGUUGGUGCAACAACUACCAGCCCAACGCCCCCAAGGUCAACGUCAAGUACGACAAGGCCGGUAUUCUGGGCAUCAAGGUUGGCUCCAACAAGUCCCUGAUCGGUGUUGGCAACAAGGGUGUCAUCCGUGGAAAGGGUAUCCGAAUUGUCGGAGCCAAGAACGUCAUCAUCCAGAACGUUCACAUCACUGAGCUGAACCCUCAGCUCGUCUGGGGUGGUGAUGCCAUCACUCUCGACGACACCGAUAACGUCUGGAUCGACCACGUUACCACCUCUCUCAUCGGCCGUCAGCACAUUGUCCUCGGCAACAAGGCUUGCAACCGUGUCACCAUCUCCAACAGCAAGAUCGACGGCACCACCAGCUGGUCCGCCAGCUGCAACACCUACCACUACUGGGGUCUCUACUUUGCCGGUUCCAACGAUCUGGUCACCUUGAAGAACAACUACAUCUACCGCGUUUCCGGCCGUGGCCCCAAGGUCGCCGGCAACACUCUCCUCCACGCCGUCAACAACUUCUUCCACGAUGUCCCCGACCACGCCUUCGAGAUCGACUCCGGCUCUGCUCUCGUCGAGGGUAACGUCUUCCAGAACGUCAAGUACCCCGUCAACUCCCAGGGUAUCCAGGGCCAGCUCUUUGGUGUCCCCAACGGUGGCAGUGCUUGUGCUGCUGCUCUCGGCCGAAACUGCCAGGUCAACGGCUUUGGCAGCUCUGGAACUCUCGGCGGUACCAGCACUGGCUUCCUCAACAACUUCAAGGGCAAGACCAUUGCUUCUGCCUCUGACUACAACAGCGCCAAGAGCGUCAUGACCUCCGCUGGUUUCGGUAUGGCUUAG